AUGGUCAAAAUAGCAGUUGCAGGUGGCUCUAGCAAUGUCGCUGCGGAGAUGAUUGAUGUCCUUGUUGCAACUGGAAAACAUGAGAUUUUACUGCUGUCCCGGAAGGAGGCUUCCACCGACGUUGCAAUUCAGGGCACGACUUGGAUCCAGGUAGAUUACCGAAGCCAGGCGCAAUUGAUGCACGCACUCAAGGGAGUACACACUUUGCUCUCGUUCGUCACCGAACAAGAAGAUCCCGACAGCCCGCUUCAAAAGAACCUUAUCAAGGCUGCUAUCGAGGUUGGUGUGAAGCGUUUUGCACCCAACGAAUGGGCAACUUCUGGGAUUGUCAGCUGGUACUCGUACAAGAGCGAGACUCGUCGUUACCUUCAGGAACUGAACAAGGAGCAUCAGGUUAUAGAGUAUACACUCUUCCAGUGUGGUCUCUUCCUGAACUACUUGACAAGCCCUUACAAAUCCGCAAAACAUCUUCGGCAAAUGCAGACGCCCUUUGACUAUCAUCAAGGUCGAUGCAUCAUUGCUGAGGGUGGCAAUGACAGCCGUAUCACCUUCACAACUGUUCAGGAUCUCGCCCAAGUUGUUGCCAGGGCUAUAGACUACGAGCAUCCAUGGCCAGUCGUCAGCGGCAUCUCCGGAGUCGAGAUGUCUCUGAAACAGAUGAUUGAGCUGGGAGAGAAGAUAAGAGGCAAACCAUUCAAAAUCGAAGAAAUGCCCAUCGAUGAGCUGAAAGACGGAACAUGGAGAAGCUCAUGGUCGCCAAAGAUCGACCAUCCAGCUAUGCCGCCUCAAGAGAAUGACGAGAUUUCGAGAUUUAUGGUGGCUGAAAUUCUUCGAGGCAUCUCGGCUGGAGACUUUUUAUGCUCUGACGAGUGGAACAAAUUGCUGCCGGACUUCGAAUUCACUCAGGCGGAGGAGUUCUUAAACAGUGCCUGGGAUGGUAAACCAUAG
Molecule: messenger RNA, 948 nt
Organism: Aureobasidium melanogenum CBS 110374
Lineage: Eukaryota; Fungi; Ascomycota; Dothideomycetes; Dothideales; Saccotheciaceae
Product: NAD(P)-binding protein
Exons: 6
Coding region: 1-948 (315 amino acids)
Source: RefSeq, a predicted model, not a curated record